UGUCUGAAAUCGUCCAAGUCCUCCUGCCAAAAGUUUUCAGCCACGGACGAAUGCGUCCUACCCGCUUAAGGAGAAGGACCGCAUCCGCAGGAACAGCCCCUGCAAGAAGUUCACCCAACCUGGAAUUUUCUACGCGGUAGUGUCUGUUGUUUUAGAGUAUCGUCUGAGGUCUACAUAUCUUGACGGUGGAAUAAGCCCCCAGGCACUGACAAAGGUUCGGAAGGCGAGGAUGGACCGAGCCUCAAACCCCAGCCCCAGUGGCACCAGUCAGACAUCCCAGCCAGCUCAACACGAGCCCAUCAGUUUCGGCAUAGAUCAGAUUCUCAGUGGUACUGACCAAGAGUCCCAACAGAACACAACCAAAAGCAGUUCGGAUAACAGCAACAGUGCGACCGGAGGCAGCUAUCAACUGGGCAGUCCGACCGGAGCAAGCGCAACACCGUACACCACAGUAACAGGUACUUUCCACGGCAUAGCUGCUCCUUAUGAGGGAGCUAGCCCGUACGGGGUGAACGUAACUCUCGCCCCCGGGGGGGUGAUAAGGGUUCCGGCACACAGGCCCCUGGCCGCUGCAGUGCCUCCACCCAUGGCCAGCGCUGUACCCGGACUGGGGAGCAUCAGCUUCCCUUGGAUGGAGAGCAGUCAACGCUUCGCCAAGGACAGGUUUGCAGCGGCCCUGGCGCCUUUCACAGUGGCCAGGCGCAUAGGCCACCCUUACCAGAAUCGCACGCCCCCCAAGAGGAAGAAGCCCCGCACCUCGUUUUCCCGUGUGCAGAUUUGCGAGCUGGAAAAACGCUUCCACCGACAGAAGUACUUAGCCAGCGCCGAGCGUGCAGCUCUGGCUAAAACGCUGAAAAUGACGGACGCACAGGUGAAAACCUGGUUCCAGAACCGCAGGACCAAAUGGAGACGACAGACGGCCGAGGAGCGGGAGGCAGAGCGUCAGCAGGCCAACCGGUUAAUGAUGCAGCUCCAGCACGACGCCUUCCAGAAAUCCCUGACUGACUCGGUUCCGGCCGACCCGCUCUGCAUCCACAACUCCUCCCUGUUCGCCCUCCAGAACCUGCAGCCCUGGGCCAGCGACGAGGGCGGUAAACUCGGCGGCGUCACCGCGCUCGUAUGAACGACUGGAACGGGAGGACAUUCAGGGGCUCUGGCUGGAAAGUCGACCGGUUUAUAAAGUCAGUGACUUUCUGAUUUAACGGAAAACCGGGCAAACUCGUGCCGGCCGGCCAACCGCGGGCCCUGCAAAGACCUCCGGGACGUUUUCAGUGCGUUUCUUUACGGACCAGGCUGACUGGAACGAGGCAAGAAAUAGCUUCCUUUCCCCGCCAGUUAAAAAUGACAUAUAGUGACCCGUGGAGAGGAGCAGGUCACACUGCAGUUCUCUGGCUCCGAGCUCCGCACUAACAUAUUGACAGACUGAUGCAUCACAGCUCUGCUACUGUACCCCUCCCUCUUCCCAUAUGUCUCUCUCUCUCCCUCUUUAUCUCUCUCUCAUCACUCCAUCACGCAGGGAGAAUGCAGAAUUAACGACGGAGAGACGCAUAACGAAUAAUAAAUAAUUCAGAAUCCGAGUUGCCUGACCUCCUACGCCCCUUUCGGCAAUUUGACCGCUAGUGGAAAAGCUACCAAGGACAUAAACGCACAGGCACGGGGGCCUGCUACACCUACCGCAAAUCGGGCUAGGCAUUACAUUCAUGGUCACAUUCUUACGGGAGGUCCAAGGGCUAUAUUCUUUCAUUUACAUACAAAAAGUAAAACUAGCGCCUGUCCUUAAGUUGCUCUUUAUUCACAGCUAUCAUUGCCAUGCGUUUAUCUAUAUCCGUCGUGGUUGUUUUAAACGGAAAUCAGUGAAUGGGAACACACUAGAGUCUCUUAUAAAAACGCUGUACAGUUAUGAAAACGGUUAAGAUGUGAUAGAGAGGAAAUGUACAGUGAAAAUGGUGUUGAAUAAAGUGUCUAAAACGUUUGUAAAAUGCUCUUACGGGAAACGAGCACACUUGUAUUCAAAUCUGUGUAUUAUACACUGUAAUUGUAAAUAGCCGAAAUGUAAUUAAACACUCGUUUUUUUUUG
Electrophorus electricus (electric eel) is the source of this 2077-nucleotide messenger RNA. RefSeq names its product T cell leukemia homeobox 3b (gene tlx3b). Gene Ontology annotation, molecular function: RNA polymerase II cis-regulatory region sequence-specific DNA binding; DNA-binding transcription factor activity, RNA polymerase II-specific. The record is from RefSeq and is a predicted model, not a curated record. Gene Ontology annotation, biological process: animal organ development; regulation of transcription by RNA polymerase II. NCBI's taxonomy places the organism in Eukaryota, Metazoa, Chordata, Actinopteri, Gymnotiformes, Gymnotidae. Gene Ontology annotation, cellular component: nucleus.